ACGGACGUGAACCAGGUAGGACCAGGUGACGGAAUCCCAUUGAGUGGUCCCACAACAGCCAGGGACGCAGUUGGUACCAGACUGGACACAGUUAGUUGGUACCUGUCUUGAAGAUUGGACCAGGCUGGGCGGGGGGGGUUGGGAGGGUGGUGGCUCAGCUGUAGGUGCUGCCGGUUCAGGUGCCGAUCCUGCUCGGCAGGUUGCUUGUGACUUGCUCCCACCAUGGCGCGAAAUGAGGAAAAGGCGCAGUCCAUGCUCAACAGGUUCCUUACAGCGAAGCAAGAGGAGAAGAAGAAGCCCAAGGAGCGGCGGCCGUUCCUCGCGUCGGAGUGCCGCGAUCUUGCUGAUGCUGAUAAGUGGCGACAGCAGAUACUCCGCGAGAUUGGCCGGAAGGUUACGGAAAUACAGAACCCCGGUUUGGGGGAGCAUCGGCUCCGGGACCUGAAUGAUGAGAUCAAUAAGCUCAUUCGGGAAAAGACUCAUUGGGAGAUGAGGAUCUUAGAGCUGGACGGGCCCAAUUACGGGAAGCAGGCGCCCAAAAUCUACGACAGCGAAGGCGGAGAAGGGGGAAGCGAAGUUGCGGCGGCCACUGGUAAGGGGACCGGGUAUAGGUACUUUGGCGCCGCGAAGAACCUUCCGGGCGUCAAGGAGCUGUUCGACAAACCGGCGCAGCCGAAGAAGAAACGCUCCAGAUAUGACAUGUUUAAGAGGAUCGAUGCCGACUAUUACGGCUACCGCGACGACGAGGACGGGGUGCUCGAGAAGCUCGAGCGAGUUGCGGAGAGGGAGGCGGUCGAGAGGGCUGUCCGUGACUGGGAAAGAAUGCAAGCUGUCAAGACAGAUGCGCGGCGCAGUGUUGUCAGUGGGGAAGUAGCCAGGGUGGGAGAAGGAGAGGAGGAGGAGGAGGAGGAGGAGGAGGAGGAGGAGGAAGAUGACAACGACGACGACGAGCACAUGGAGGAUAAGCAGCAGCGAUCUACUGGAGCCUGGGGCAAGGUUUGGGAGGAGGCAGCCACCCAUCCGCAGAGCGCGGGCAGAGAGUUCGUAGCUCAUGUGCCCCUUCCUGAUGACAAAGAGAUUGAAAUGCUGGUCCUGCAGAAAAAGAAGAAGGAGCUGUUGAGCAAGUACGCCAGCGAUGAGCUUAUCGCCAAUGAGAUGGAAGCUAAGGUCAUGCUCAACUACAUCCGAUGACAGAUUGCCAGGUCAGACAGGAACCGACGAUGCUUGGCCAUUUCUUUUGCUGAUCUUUUUUUUUGGGGGGGGGCAGGAGUUUGGCCAUAUUGAUUGAAUGGAGGUAGCAUGUUUUGCACAGAUUCAAUGCAUUCAAGUUCUCGUAGUGUGUUCGUGUGGGGGAGGGAGUCGUUGGAUUGAGAUAUCGUUCCAGGUGACGGCUGCAAUCGCUGGAAAAGAGCAGGGUGUAUCAUCAAUCAAUCGAUCGAUCAAUCCGUUAUAUUCGAAUAGAACGCCCGGUCGUUAUAUUUGAAUGUGUCAUGGGCAGAGUGCCUUGUAGAGGGAGUGUACACGGGUUUUGAAGGGGGGCAAGUGGGGGUAUACAUGGGUUUUAAAGGUGGGGGGUGAAAGGGGUGAUGACUUCCAAGGG
This is a messenger RNA of Chara braunii, 1600 nucleotides long. NCBI's taxonomy places the organism in Eukaryota, Viridiplantae, Streptophyta, Charophyceae, Charales, Characeae. The record is from the annotation of a GenBank genome assembly.